Molecule: messenger RNA, 1816 nt
Organism: Sceloporus undulatus (fence lizard)
Lineage: Eukaryota; Metazoa; Chordata; Lepidosauria; Squamata; Phrynosomatidae
Gene: CCSAP
Product: centriole, cilia and spindle associated protein
Exons: 3
Coding region: 147-881 (244 amino acids)
Biological process (GO): regulation of mitotic spindle assembly
Cellular component (GO): ciliary basal body; axon; axoneme
Molecular function (GO): microtubule binding
Source: RefSeq, a predicted model, not a curated record
AGGUGCCUCCUGUGCGGGGUGACGUCAAAGCCCUGUCCGGGCUCGAUUGUGACGUAGCCUCAGAACGCGAGAACUCGCCCGCCGAUUGGCUAAAGCGCGCGGCCCGGCGGUGUUUGGGUUCAAAAAACCUCCCAUGCUCCGCCGCCAUGGUCCCUGCUUCUUCUGCUCCUUCUCCUUCCUCGCGGGGCGCGAAGAGCGAGUACAUGAAGCGCUUCAAGGAGCCCAAGUGGGAGGCCUGCGGCCCUUGCUACCAGGAGCUGCUCCGCUACCGCCUCAGCCGCCGCCUCCUGGAGCAGGCGCACCGGCCCUGGUUCUGGGACGGCUGGGAGGAGGAGAGCAGCCCCGGAGGAGGCACCAGCAGCAGCUCCCCCGCCUCGCCUCCAGGCGCCUCCAGCCCCACAGCCCCACAGCCCCGACACGAAGAAGAAGACCAAGAGAAAUCUGAAGAGAAGACUGAAGCUGACAAAGACAAAAAGAAGUCUGCAGUGAAAGAAACCGACAAGUCAAAUGGUCGACAGCAAGGGCCACAUGUGAAUCGCAAUUCUGUGGGUGCCCAAGGAGGCAGAAGGCGAGCAAAAAGUCCACAAAGGACAGAAACAACAAGGGAGAUGAGACACCCAUUUGCUUUGUAUGGCUGGGGAGAAAAACAGACAGACACAGGGAGUCAGAAAACACACAAUGUCUGUGCAUCUGCUUCAGAUAAUGAAAUUCAUGAGUCUGCAUUAAGAGCAAAGAAUAGAAGGCAAGUGGAAAAAAAGAAGCUGUCUCAGAGACGGAUUCACUCAGCAGAAGUCGAGAGAAGCUGGAGAAUGAAAUCUUCUGGAGCAGAAAACCCCUGGAUGACUGAAUACAUGAGGUGUUACUCAGCACGAGCUCGAUGAGUCAAAAACCUGACUGGACCAUCUUUUUUUAAAAAAUUCAAAAACAGAGUUGGAAGUUAACUAGGACACUACAGCAAAAUUCCAGACUAGUUAUACAGGGUUUCUACAAAUAGUUUUUACUAGGUAGUUUGCUACCUUUGUAUUUUGGUUACUUAUUGCAACAGGAGAGGAGAGAAUUGCAUCCUGAGGGGAACUGUUUGGCAGUAGAGCCUUGUACAACUUUCUUUCCAAAAAGAGGUACAGUAUACGGUGAUGUUUUCUUUUGACUUUCAGGUAGCAGGCUAUAGAAGGCUGUACAAGGAACCCCUUUUUUAAAAAAUGAAAGUACUAAAAAAAGGGUUUAUUGAUACUUAUUUAGCCCACCUUCCAUAUUAAACUUCUCAUUUCCAAUCCAUGUAAAAUUACUUGCCUUUAAAACAAGUUGAUAGUUCCCCCCCCCCCUCAGGAUUGGGGCCCAUGAGCCCUAUAAAUCAGUUUGCUGUAAUUAUAUAAGGAGAGUUGUAGAGACCAAUGCAUUUUCUUAUCAUUUUAGUUAAACUUGCAGUAAGUUACAUCAAGCCUGUACAACUUGUAAGCUGAAUGUUCUUUGAGUAGGGAUGGGAAAAAUGUGACUCUCUUGAUGUUGGAUUGCAGCUCCCAUUAGCCCUAUCCAGCAUAGCCAAUGGUGAGCAAUGGUGCGGGUUCCAGUGGGCCAUGUAUUCCCUCUCCAUGGAAUCCAUUGUGAACUUCAGUAGGCCUAUUAGUUGUUUCCUUCCUUUACAAAAACAGGAUUCUCGAGCAUCUGCUUGCUGUAUCACAGCUAUGGAGGCCUACUUAUGGAGGUAGAAAUGUGCUAGCUCCAUCACAGCUGUCUCUCAAGGGUGGUUCUCUUGGAAUCAUUCUGGAAUUCUGGAAAUUCUCCCCAGCCUUUAGUAAAUGUACAGUGGUAAAUUUAA